This is a messenger RNA of Urocitellus parryii (Arctic ground squirrel), 1339 nucleotides long. It is a transcript of the gene Gpank1, whose product is annotated as G-patch domain and ankyrin repeats 1. NCBI's taxonomy places the organism in Eukaryota, Metazoa, Chordata, Mammalia, Rodentia, Sciuridae. Gene Ontology annotation, molecular function: nucleic acid binding; protein binding. The record is from RefSeq and is a predicted model, not a curated record.
GAAAAAUGUCACGUCUGUUUUUGUUUGGAAACAGGAGAUCUCGAAAUAGGAUCGAGCAAGAAUUAAAGGGCCGGUUUUAGUUUCCUUAGUGCCAUGUCCAAGCCUUCCCUCAUCACAUUCACCCCAGCCACAGACCCCAGUGACCUAUGGAAGGAUGGGCAACAGCAGUCAGAGCCUGAAAAGCCAGAGCCCACCCUGGAUGGGGCUGCAACACGGGCUUUCUAUGAGGCACUGAUUGCAGAUGAGAACAGUACACCUGAACCCCAGAGAUUUCGGCCUGAUCCUGUUAGGGAGAAAAAAAGGAAGAAAAGAAGAAUGACAAGGGAGGCUGCAGGAGAAGCAGUGGCAGUAGGAAUAUCAGGAAGACAUGGACAAGGCAGAUCCUUUGAAGCUGAGGACAAAAUGACCCAGUGGAUAUUGAAGGCUGCCCAAGAGGGGGACCUGGCAGAACUUCGAAGGCUGUUGGAGCCCUGUGAGGCAGGGGGAGCUGGAGGGAAUAUCAACGCUMGAGAUGCCUUCUGGUGGACACCUCUGAUGUGUGCUGCUCGAGCUGGCCAGAGUGCUGCUGUGCACUAUCUUCUGGGCCGAGGGGCAGCCUGGGUGGGGGUCUGUGAGCUGGGUGGCAAGGAUGCUGCUCAGCUGGCUGAAGAAGCAGGCUUUGCCAAGGUGGCCCGCAUGAUCAGGGAGAGCCAUGGAGAGACACGGAGCCCAGAGAACCGGUCUCCUUCGCCCUCCUCUCAGUACUGCGAGACCUGUGAUGCCCAUUUUGAAGACUCCAACCACUGCACAUCCACUGCUCAUCUGCUGUCACUGUCCAGGGGUUCCCAGCCCCCUAGCCUUCCCUUUGGGGUGCCCACCUCCAGCCCUGGUUUCAAGCUGCUGCUGAGGGGAGGCUGGGAACCAGGAAUGGGGCUGGGACCCCGGGGUGAAGGCCGUGCCAACCCCAUACCUACUGUCCUCAAGAGGGACCAAGAAGGUCUAGGUUACAGAUCAGCACCCCAGCCCCGAGUCACACAUUUCCCAGCUCGGGAUACCCGGGCUGUGUCUGGGAGAGAGAGAGCUCCUCGAGUGGCCACACUUAGCCGGAGGGAGAACAGAAAGCAAGAGGAGAAGGACAAGGCCUGGGAGCGGGAUCUGAGGAUAUACAUGAACCUUGAUUUCUGACAUAGGUGAAAUCUGAUGUUGGUCUGCUUUGAAUUCUGAACUUGGAUCUCUGACUUGGGCCCUUCRACUUAUGUUUUCUGGGAUCUGCCCAGGUGCCAGAUCUUCAGGUUUUGGUUGUUGGACACUGAUUUGGGGAGGAAGGGCUGAUAAUUGAGAAAUAAACAUCUUGUAUUGU